AUGGGUGACAAAGAAGAGGUUGAUACUCGGUUGGAGUUUUUGAGUGAAUAUUUGCUAAAAACGCUUAAACAGAAAAUCGACAAGUGGGCAAAGUUUAUUACUGGCGAUGAAAGGCACAUACUAAUGAGAUUCUUCGAUACGCCGAAGUAUGAACUACUCGUAUUUCGUAUGAACACUGCCGGCCUGCUAACAUGUUCUUUGACGUUCCCUUCCAUUAGCAGGGGUAAAAUGGUGUAUUUCCUUCGGAAUGUUCAGGAGAAGAUUACACAGGCAAAUUUUAGACAGGCUUUGACUAUAGGCGAAAUGUCUGGCAACGUACUCAUGGACAUGAUGGUGUUGGCUGAUGAAGUGAUCGGUCCUCUCCUAUGUAACCCUGAGAACCAGAAAGGAUGGCCGAAGAUAGUUAAGAACGACAUGAUGAGACAUGUAAAUGAGCUUAGGAAUUUGAUGUACCAGUUAAAAGGCGAAAUGUCUAGCCAAGUAUUGCUGCCUAUGCCAGCAGGCGUGGAGACCAUUUUCCACGCUGAGGGUAGGCUGAAAGAAAGUGAUGGAGAGGACGUGGAUUUGUAUUUAAAGACGAACAUUGAAGGAGCUAUAAUAAAGUGGGCACAACAAGUUCAUGACCUGCUGGCAGAGGACUCUUACAUAGCAUUCAAAAGAACAAAGUUCCCACUGCCCAGCGCCGACAUAAACUUUUACCAGCAGCGUUUGAAGAACUUGGAAGGCAUUUACUCGCAGUUGCGUGAUCCUCGCGUCAAAAGAAUGGCGCACUACUUGGAAGAUACGCGCAGCGUGUAUCUCAGCUGCUUCAAGACCAUGCUUACCAAUGUGGUUGCCGCUAUCGUCGAGUGUCGAGAUAUUUAUGUCUAUCAGAGACCUUUAACAUUUCAUUUCGAAACUUUUGAGGCAACCGAAUUUACUGAUGCUAAACAUUUGAUUCGACCGAUGAUUCACUGUAUCGGUCUACUGUGGGGAAACUCGAGAUAUUUUUGCAGCGUGGAGAAACUUAUACCUCUACUUCGCGAAGUCUGUAAUCUUGUAAUACAGCAGAGCUCGAAUUGUAUCGACCCUCCGUCGAUAUUCCAGGGAGAACCUGAUGAACAGCUGGUCAAAAUAAGAAAGUCACUAAGUAUUCUGAAUCAUUUUCUUGAAACAUACGAGAUGAACCGCGAUAAAGUCCACACAUUCUUCCCUCCCGGUGUGAUGCCGGUGCGCUGGGCGUUCGACUUUGACCGCGUCUUCUUUCGUUUCAACGUCUACAUGAAGCGUCUCAAGAUGAUCGAGAACAUUCUAGAGGCAACCGUUGAGAUAAUGAAGCUGGAGAAAGUGGAGUUUUGUGGGUUAAGAGGGAAGAUAUUGAGCACUGAAUGUAUGAAGGUCCUAGAAGAUUACUCGCUGAAAUACAGUAAUCUGGGCAACAUAACAUAUGACCCGGCUGACCCAGAAGACGAUUCCUUCUUGCCGGACCAUGACGAGCACAUGGCAGUACUUGAAGACACAGACAGACGUCUUGCAUCACUUUUCGCUCAGGGUCUUGACGAGUGCCAUAAUUUGGAACAUUUCUUCAAGUUUUUCCAAAUAAUUGGAGAUCUAUUUCAUCGACCAAUCAUUAAAAAUGAAUUGAAACCCAAGCUUCCGAGAUUACUUGAUUACAUGCACGCUAAUUUGGAUGCUGUGAAAGAAAUAUUUGAUGAAGAAAUGGCGAAGAUAACGAAAGGACCCGAGAGACCUAUGGUAGAUCCAUAUCUCCCUCCAGUGGCUGGUAUGCUUUGGUGGUGCUACAAACUCCGCAGAAGGAUUCAAGCUCCCAUGGAAGACUUCAUUAUGUUUGAAGAUCCCAUCAUAGAAUCAGAAUAUGCAUUAUACGUGAAACAAAAGACGAACGAGAUGUUGGGCUACCUGAACGUCGUGGAAGACAAGCAGUUCAAGGCAUGGUGUGCCACCGUGCCAACUAUCUGUAAGACCCAUCUUGCCAAAAACUUGAUAUAUAGGGAUCCACCCUUCGUAAGGAAUAACUUCAGCCCAGAGUUAUCGAUGCUAUUGCGUGAAAUACGCUACAUGAAAUAUUUGGAUAAGCAAGGUAUUCCGCAAGACGGUCUUGAUCUAUACGCAAGGAAUGAGAAGUUACAGUAUGAUAUGAACCGCUUGAACCGCGCUAUCGCGUGGUACAAUGCCAUUCGCGAAGGCAGCCAUGAGACAGAGGUGGCACUCAUUGAGAAGGAAAUCUCAGCCAUUGAUCAACUGUUGGGUCGUGGCGUUGAGGAACUCACUUGGAAUGACGAUUUUACUGAUUGGAUGGCGGAGGUGUACACAGCGAUUAACACACUGCAAGAACGUGUACUGACAGCGCAGAACAAUGUGAAGCGGGGACUAGCGAACAUCGAGUCUUGGGGCAACAUCCCUCUGCAUAACCGCAAGACGAAUCCUGACAAACUGGAGCUAUUGGCAGUUAACGAACGCCACCGCAGAUUUUUAAACAGGCGAAACAAAAUUCUCGAAAGUCACAAGGAGUUCCAAGACAUUUUGGCGGACAACUACAGACUAUUUUUCAAUAUAAAAGAUGCGGAAGAGGAUAUAAUCGAAGAAGAGACCUUAGAGGAAGUAGACGAAGCUACAUUAGAUGAAGAAGAGAAAGCAGCAAGAGCCAGAAAGUUACAAGAGAUUGAAGAUAGACGCGAAGCGGCACGCUUGGCAAAAGAGGAAAGAGAACGAGAGAAGGCUGAGAGGGAUCGAAUUACAUUUGAAAGACGGGAGGCGCGUCGCAUGAAGCGAGAAAUCAAAGCUGCUGAGAAAUUGGACCGCGAUGCUCGACGAGAAUUAGGUGAGGAAGUAGAAUCUCCAGCGGAAGAAGAAGAAGAAAUAACCGAUCCGGAAGAAUUGGCUGACAUCCAAGCUGAAAGAAUUGAAAUGGAAGAGGCGGCCUUCAGGGCAGAACGUUGGCCUGCCUAUGUGAAAUAUGUUGACGCACUUGUUUCGAAACAAAUAAUGAAAGCAGUGCAGGUCAGUUUGGAUCUAUUUGAGGUACAGACUAACUUGGAAACGGGGCCACGAACUGCUUUUAUGGAAGUUAUUGCGGAGCUCAGGGACCCAGAUAUAUUUUUCACCCCUUCACUUGACACUGUUCAGUUAGAAGAGGAUGGUCUCUACUACACGCUCAUGGAAAUGAUGAAAGAUAUGUUUCUACAGACUACAUUAUUCCCGAGGAUAGAUCCGGUUGUCGUCCCUAUAGCUUCCUAUGAAGAUGAUUUGAUCGCCGAAGAUGCUAUGAUUGAUCUUUACCAUGAAAUAUUGAAGAGAAUUGAAAAUAGUAUCAAUGAUAUAGCUUCAUAUUCUUCGAAAUAUGAAAAAUACACACCUUUGUGGACAGAAGACAGACAAGAAGUUUUACAGGCUUUCUUAAAGUACGGCCGGUCUAUUACUCCUGAAGAGUUUGAUAAGUACAGAUAUGAGAACCAGUGUGAUCCCCCGGAGGUUAAGCCUACUCUCGAACAAUAUCAGGCAGAGAUUGACAAAUACAACUCUAUGUAUGACGAGGUGGCGGCCCUGCCUUCCGAAUAUCUUUGCAACGGCUGGUUACGGUUGGACUUGAAGCGGUUAAACCAAGCCAUCAUGAAUAUUAUAUGCAAAUGGAGUAAUCUCUAUAAAGAGAAUUUGAAAGAGCACGUGCUUAAGAGCCUGGACGAUCUGGAGACGUUCAUUGCGUACGCUUCAAAGGAGUUAUCAGUGGAACUAGGGGAAGAUGAUUACGAUGGUCUUCUGAAAGUGAUGGGAGUUCUGAACGAGGUUCGCGCUAAAAUGGACGCGGACACCGACCAUAUGUUCGAACCACUACGCGAUAUCAUGGACGUUCUCAAAGAGUAUGGCGUUGACUUCCCUGAAGAGACUUACGAACAGCUGGACGUAUUGCCGGAGAAAUGGCGCAACUUGGUGAAACAAGCCACGGUGAUGAAGAACACGGUGGCGCCACUACAGGCCGCUCAGGCAGCACUCAUUGCCAAGCGUGUGGCGCUCAUCAACCUCAGGCUCAAUAUGUACAGGGAACAGUUCAAGAAUAAAGAGAUGUUCCUCGAGGCAUGCAAAGAGCCGUACAGGAGUAUCGACAAGAUUCACCACGAGCUGUUGGGCUUCGAAGAAAUACUUGACGGGUUGAAGAAGUCUUGCGGACUGUUCGACAUACAGCCUCCAGAUGAGAAGAAUCUGAAACAGUGUAGACGGGAACUUAAGCUUAUCAAGCAAUUAUGGGAUUACUACUACUUGGUGAUGGGCACCAUAGAAUUCUGGAAGAAAUCUCCGUGGAAGAAAAUAGACGCUGAUGGUAUGGAUCAGGAAUGUAAGCGGUUCACCAAAGAUCUACGACAGCUUGACAAGGAUAUGCGAGCAUGGGAGCCAUACGGCGUAAUAGAAUCAACAAUAAAGAAUUUGAUGACAUCGUUGAGAGCCGUCACCGAUCUUCAGAAUCCAGCUAUCAAAGAUAGGCACUGGCUAGAACUGAUGAUGGCAACUAAGGUUAAGUUCUCUCUCGAUGACGAGACAACACUGGCAGAUCUGCUCGCACUAAACCUUCAUAAGUACGAAGAAGAAGUAAAAACUAUUGUGGACAAAUCAGUCAAAGAAGCCGCUAUGGAGAAGACCCUUAAGGAGUUGGAAGCUACUUGGGCAGUUAUGGAGUUCGAUUACGCGAAACACGAUAGAACAGGUAUCAAAGUACCAAAGGCUAGUGAGGAACUGGUUGAAACGCUUGAGGAUAACCAGAACCAAGUACAAAAUAUGAUGUCAUCUAAGUUUGUCGGAUUCUUUGAGAUGGAGGUAACAGAAUGGCAGAAGAAACUUGGUACUGCUGACGCGGUAAUAGCGCUAUGGUUUGAAGUGCAACGUAAAUGGCAAUACUUGGAGAGUAUUUUUGUUGGCUCAGAUGAUAUCCGCUCUCAAUUACCUGAGGACUCAAGGAGGUUUGAUACUAUUGACAAAGACUUUAAGGAAAUGUUAAAAGAUAUAGGAACAACCCCCAAUGUCAUAGAAGCCACCAACAAGCCUGGUCUGCAAGAGAGCCUGGAGGUGCUGAUGGAAGGACUGAACUUGUGCGAGAAGGCCCUCAACAAUUAUCUGGAGACAAAGCGUUUGGCGUAUCCUCGCUUUUAUUUCGUUUCCUCUGCUGAUUUACUUGAUAUUCUAUCAAACGGCAAUAACCCGCCAGCGGUGUGCCGUCACUUGACGAAGUUGUACGAUAACUUGGCGAAGCUCGUGUUUCCCAACGAAACUAGUAAACAAGCAUUCGAGAUGAUUUCAAAGGAGAACGAAGAACACGUGCCUUUCAAAGCACCCUGCUGUGAUUGUUCUGGAAAGGUAGAAACGUGGCUGAACCGUGUGACCGAUUGCAUGCGAUUCACUCUGCGUGAUAUUUUUGAGCACGCUGUUAAGUCGUAUGAAGACAAGCCAAGAGAUGAAUGGGUUUUCGAUUGGCCCGCGCAACCAGCUCUUGUUGGGACCCAGAUUUGGUGGACCACUGAGACUAACCAGGCUUUUGAGAAACUUGAAGAAGGUUACGAGAAUGCAUUGAAAGAUUACCAGAAGAAACAGAUCGCCCAAUUGAACGCAUUGAUUGUUUUGCUACUGGGAGACCUGACUGUCGGAGACCGGCAGAAGAUCAUGACAAUCUGUACCAUUGAUGUACACUCGCGAGAUGUAGUCGCCAAGCUUAUUGUCGCUAAGGUUGAGUCGUCUAAUGCUUUCCAGUGGCAGAGUCAGUUGAGGCAUCGUUGGGAUCUUGGUGUGGCUAAUUGCUUCGCGAAUAUUUGUGACGCACAGUUUCUGUAUGAUUACGAGUAUCUCGGAAACACGCCUCGGCUUGUAAUCACGCCUUUGACUGAUCGCUGUUAUAUCACUCUUACUCAGAGUUUACAUUUAGUGAUGGGAGGAGCUCCAGCCGGUCCUGCCGGUACUGGCAAAACUGAGACCACCAAGGAUUUGGGAAGAGCUCUGGGCAUCAUGGUCUAUGUGUUUAACUGUUCUGAGCAAAUGGACUACAAGUCUUGCGGCAAUAUCUACAAAGGUCUAUGUCAGACCGGCGCAUGGGGGUGUUUUGACGAGUUCAACAGGAUCUCCGUAGAGGUGUUAUCCGUAGUGUCAGUGCAAGUAAAAAGUGUACUCGAUGCCAUUAAAGCCAAGAAGAAGAAGUUCGAUUUCAUGGGGGAAUACAUUACUCUUAUACCAACCGUUGGAAUGUUUAUUACAAUGAAUCCUGGAUAUGCUGGAAGGACUGAGUUACCUGAGAAUUUGAAAGCAUUAUUUAGGCCCUGUGCUAUGGUGGUGCCGGAUUUCGAAUUGAUUUGCGAAAUUAUGUUGGUGGCUGAAGGCUUCCAGGAAGCUCGUCUACUGGCGCGCAAGUUCAUCACCCUGUAUACGCUAUGUCGUGAGCUGUGCUCCAAACAAGAUCAUUACGAUUGGGGUCUUAGAGCUAUCAAAUCUGUGCUGGUGGUAGCUGGUUCUUUGAAGAGAGGUGAUCGUCUAAGACCUGAAGACCAGGUGCUGAUGAGAGCGUUGAGAGAUUUUAAUAUCCCUAAAAUCGUGACUGACGACAUGCCAGUCUUUAUGGGAUUAAUCGGUGACUUGUUCCCGGCACUGGAUGUACCCAGAAAGCGUGACAUGGACUUUGAAAAGAAUUUAAUUGAUGGAGCUUUGUCUAUGAAACUUCAACCCGAGCCUGGUUUUAUUUUGAAGAUGGUGCAAUUGGUGGAAUUGUUUGCAGUGAGACAUUCUGUCUUCAUCGUCGGGUUUGCAGGGACUGGCAAGUCUAUGGUGUGGCAAUGUCUCAAUCGUACUUACUUCAUGUUGAAACAAAAACCAUUUUACAACGACCUUGACCCUAAGGCCGUGACUAAUGAUGAACUGUUCGGUAUCAUUAACCCAGCCACUCGAGAAUGGAAGGAUGGUUUAUUCUCGACCAUAAUGCGAGACAUGGCUAACAUGCCUGGCGAUGGACCAAAGUGGAUCGUGCUUGAUGGAGAUAUUGAUCCUAUGUGGAUUGAAAGCUUGAAUACACUGAUGGACGAUAACAAAGUCCUGACGUUAGCCAGCAACGAACGAAUCGCAUUGACGAAAUCAAUGCGGUUGCUGUUCGAGAUUUCCAACUUGAGGACUGCCACUCCAGCUACUGUGUCACGGGCUGGUAUUCUUUACAUUAAUCCUCAGGACUUGGGAUGGAAUCCGUUCGUAGCUUCAUGGAUAGAUACAACUAGAGAUGAUGAUUCAGAGAAAGCGAUGUUGACCGUGAUGUUCGACAAAUACAUACCGUCAUUGUUAGAGUCCUGUAAGAAGUACAAGAGGAUAACACCACUUACAGAGCUACAACAGAUACAACUCACCUGCUAUUUGCUUGAGUGCUUCUUAAACAAGACUUUGUUACCAAGUGACUGUCCUAAAGACUGGUAUGAAACCUACUUCGUCUUUGCCGUGGUUUGGGGCUUUGGUUCCGCUCUUUUCCAAGAUCAGCUAGUCGACUGGCGUAACGAAUUCAGCAAGUGGUUCUGCAAUGAAUUCAAACAGAUCAAGUUCCCGUCUACUGGCAACGUAUUCAGUUUCUUCAUAGAUCCUGAAACUAAGAAGUUUUUGCCUUGGUCCGAAAGGGUUGAAACCUUCAUGUUGGAUCCCGACAUCCCACUCCAGUCAUGCCUGGUGUCGACAUCGGAGACAACUCGCACCAGGUUCUUUAUGGAUUUGUUGAUAUCAAAGACGAAGCCAGUGAUGUUGGUAGGCAGUGCUGGCAGCGGUAAGACUGUGAGCGUAGCCGCCAAACUGAACUCCUUACCUGACUCGUAUGCUAUUACUAAUGUACCACUCAACUUCUACACUACAUCAGAAAUGAUUCAGAGAGUGCUAGAAAAACCUUUGGAGAAAAAAUCGGGACGUAACUUUGGUCCACCGGGCAGCAAGUUCAUGAUUUACUUCGUAGACGAUAUGAAUAUGCCCGAAGUCGACACGUAUGGCACUGUGCAGCCUCACACGCUUAUCCGACAAUUCAUGGAUUAUAAACAUUGGUACGAUAGACAGAAGCUGACACUGAAAGACAUAUCGAACUGCAUGUUCGUAGCCUGCAUGAACCCGACCGCUGGCUCGUUCACUAUCGACUCCCGGCUGCAGAGACAUUUCUGCACCUUCGCCGUCAGUUUCCCUGGUUUGGACGCGUGCCACCACAUCUACAAGAGCAUCUUGGGCCAGCACUUGUCCAACUCGGCGAACAAGUUCGUGCCUCAGGUGUAUCGGUACACUGAGGUGCUGGUAGGCGUAGCCCUAGCGCUGCAUAAUAAGCUCUCUAGCACCUUCCUACCAACCGCCAUCAAGUUCCACUACAUAUUCAACUUGAGAGAUCUGUCUAACAUAUUCCAGGGAAUGUUGUUCACAACUGGAGACGCAAUAAAGACGCCUUCAGAGCUCAUUAGACUGUGGAUGCAUGAAGCAACACGCGUGUACUCCGACAAACUAGUCGACUCAGCUGAUAAUGAUACGUUUGGCAAACUUAUUCUAGAAAUGAUUAAAAAACAGUGUGAGGAUUACGAUGAAAAUGUGAUAUUGGAGAAACCUCUGAUUUACUGUCACUUUGCGGAAGGCAUAGGUGACCCCAAAUACUUCCCGAUCAAGGAAUGGAAUCAGAUCAAGAAGCUCUUAGAUGAAUCUCUGUCGGCCUAUAACGAUCUCGUGGCAACUAUGAACCUGGUGCUGUUCGAAGACGCCAUGUUCCACAUUUGCAGGAUCAACCGAAUCCUGGAGGCUCCUCGUGGUAACGCCCUGUUGGUUGGAGUAGGCGGUUCAGGCAAGCAGUCACUGUCCCGUCUAUCGGCUUUUAUAUCUUCGCUAGAAGUGUUCCAAAUACAACUACGCAAGGGAUACGGCAUCAACGAUCUAAAAGUCGAUUUGGCUGCUCUAAAUAUGAAAGCUGGCUUGAAGGCUAUUGGCAACAUGUUCCUUAUGACCGACGCCCAAGUCUCGGAGGAACGAUUUUUGGUGCUCAUCAACGACUUGUUGGCCUCCGGAGAAAUACCGGAAUUGUUUGCUGAUGAAGAGGUUGAGAACAUCAUCAACGGAGUUAGAGGAGAGACUAAAGCAACUGGUGUGCCAGAUACGCGAGAGAACUGUUGGAGUUUCUUCAUCAACCGCGUCCGGACUAUGCUCAAGGUGGUGUUAUGCUUCUCUCCUGUGGGUGCAACUCUGCGUAUCCGAGCGCGCAAGUUCCCCUCGUUAGUGAACUGCACAUCCAUCGACUGGUUCCACGCCUGGCCGCAUGAAGCCCUGCGCUCUGUGUCUAAGCGUUUCAUUGCUGAAGUCGAAUGUUUACCGGAGCACUUAGUAGAUCCAGUAUCACUGUUCAUGUCACACGUACAUCAAAGUGUGAACACUAUGUCUGAGGUUUACUUCCAUAAUGAAAAGCGAUACAACUAUACUACUCCAAAGACUUUCCUCGAACAAAUUGCUCUAUACAGCAAACUGCUUAAUGAAAAAACUAAAAAUUUGAAGAUGAUGAUUAUAAGGCUGGAAAAUGGAUUGGAGAAACUGGCUUCUUGUGCUGGGGAUGUCGCUGUACUGAAGGUGACUCUAGCUGAGCAAGAAAUUAUUCUGAAAGAGAAAAACAAAGCAGCUGAGGCCCUCAUUGAAGUUGUUGGCGCUGAAAGUGAAAAAGUGUCCAAAGAAAAGGCUUUCGCCGCGGAGGAGGAGAAAAAAGUAAAAGUUAUUGAAGAAGACGUGACAAUCAAAGCUAAAAUUUGCGCGGAUGACUUGGCUAAAGCCGAGCCUGCGUUGAUAGCCGCUCAGGAAGCGUUGAAUACGCUGAAUAAGAACAAUCUGACUGAGUUGAAGUCUUUCGGUUCGCCGCCUGAUGCUGUAGUCAAUGUGUGCGCGGCUGUGCUCGUACUAUUUGCUAAGAAGGGCAAGCUGCCCAAGGAUAGGUCUUGGAAGGGUUGCAAGUUGAUGAUGGCAAAAGUGGAUCAAUUUUUGAAUGAUCUGGUGUACUAUGACAAAGAAAAUAUUCAUCCCGACGUCGUUAAGGCAGUACAACCUUACAUCAAGAAUCCGGAGUUCAACGCUGAGUUCAUAAUGUCGAAGUCGGCUGCCGCGGCUGGUCUUUGCGCUUGGGUCAUCAACAUCGUGAAGUUCUAUGAGGUGUACGUCGUCGUCGAGCCCAAGCGCCGAGCACUCAACGCUGCUAAUGCUGAGCUGCAAGCCGCCAGGGACAAGCUGGCCUUCCUCACUGAUCAGAUUUCCGAACUUGAAGCGAAAUUGGAAGAAUUGCUAAAAGCCUUCCAGGAGGCAGUGAAUGAGAAGAUGAAGUGUCAAGCUGAAGCCGAUGCCACUAACGCUACUAUUGACUUAGCGAACAGAUUGGUUAAUGGUCUCGCCUCUGAGAAAAUCAGAUGGUCAGCGACGGUGGUAGACCUAAAGGAAUCGGGCGUGAUGUUGCCGGGCGACGUGUUGUUGGUCACGGCCUUCAUCUCGUACGUGGGCUGUUUCAUGCGCCGCUACCGCAUGCUGCUCAUCAACGAAGACUGGAUACCUACGCUUGCUAAAACCAAUCCUAAAAUCGAGAUGACGGAAGGAUUGGAUCCACUGUCGAUGUUAACGGAUGACGCACAAGUGGCCGCGUGGAACAACGAGGGCCUGCCCACUGAUACCAUGAGUACGGAGAACGCUACUAUACUCACCAACUCGGCGCGGUGGCCGCUCAUGAUCGAUCCUCAGUUACAGGGAAUAAAAUGGAUAAAACAGAAAUACGGGGACCAUUUAGUGGUGAUCCGUCUUACACAACGCAGCUACAUGGACCGCAUCGAGCGCAGUGUUAGCAACGGGGAUAUUGUAAUGCUGGAGAACAUUGGAGAAACUGUGGAUGCUGUGCUUGAGCCUCUGCUCGGUAGAGUACUCAUACGCAAGGGAAAAGUUCUCAAGAUAGGAGACAGAGAAAUAGAUUAUCACCCGAACUUCAGAUUCCUGCUUCAAACCAAGCUUGCUAAUCCUCACUAUCAGCCUGAAAUGCAAGCUCAGUGUACUCUUAUCAACUUUACUGUCACCAAAGAUGGUCUAGAAGAACAACUUCUUGGUGAAGUCGUAAAAGCCGAGCGUCCAGAUUUAGAAAGCUUGCGUUCAGGCCUCACGAAACAACAGAAUGACUUUAAGAUCACCCUCAAGACUUUAGAAGACGAUCUACUGAAACGUUUGUCAUCUGCUGGGCCCGAUAUUUUGAGUGACUCGGCGCUCGUCAUAAAUUUAGAGACCACCAAGAAAACUGCUGCAGAUAUUGAGAUAAAGGUCGAGGAGGGUAAAAUAACUGCUGUCAAAAUUGACGAAGCUAGGGAAAGAUAUAGGCGUGCCGCAGCCCGAGCUUCCUUACUAUACUUCAUCUUGAAUGACUUGUACAAAAUCAACCCGAUGUACCAGUUCUCCCUGAAAGCUUACAGCGUGGUAUUCAAAGACGCGCUGGCCAAGGCCGACCCGGCUGAUGAGCUGGAAGCUCGUGUCAUGAAUUUGCUUGACAGCAUCACGUUUGCAGUAUUCGUUUACACCAGCCGAGGUCUUUUUGAAAGGGACAAGUUGGUUUUCUUGUUCCUUAUAACGCUACAGGUUCUCCAAUCAGAAGGCAAAGUAGAUCCAAGAGAAUUGGACUUCUUGCUCAAGUUUGCGGUGGCACCAGAAAAUUCGCCAUACAACUGGCUCACCAAUAUCAGCUGGGGAGGAAUCAUUGCGCUUUCUAAGAUGGACGCCUUCGAGAAUCUCGACAAAGAUAUCGAAGGUGCAGCCAAAAGGUGGCAGAAAUACACGGAGGGCGAAGCGCCAGAGAGAGACAAAUUGCCAGGAGAGUGGAAGAAUAAGUCAUCGUUGCAACGGCUUUGUAUAAUGCGGGCGUUGCGUGCUGACAGAAUGUCGUAUGCUUCAAGUGCAUUUUGUGAAGAAAAUCUCGGCACAAAAUAUGUUGAGGCCCGAACUCCGGCGUUAGACAAGUCUUACCAAGAAAGCAAUUCUACCACGGCCAUGUUCUUUAUUCUGUCGCCUGGAGUCGAUCCGUUGAAGGAUCUAGAGAAAUUAGGUCGGGGUAUUGGCUUUGCGCCUGAUAAGAAGAAUUUCCAUAUUGUAUCUCUGGGACAAGGUCAAGAGGUAGUGGCUGAAGAAGCUAUGAAUAUCGCCUCGGCUAACGGCCACUGGGUUAUCUUGCAAAACAUACAUUUGGUCGCCAAAUGGCUUGCAGCACUUGAAAAGAAAAUGGAAGAAUGCUUUGAAAAUCCCAAACCCGAAUAUAGGUUGUAUCUAAGCGCUGAACCGGCUGGUGAUCCCGCUUACCACAUUAUCCCUCAAGGAAUCUUGGAGUCCGCUAUCAAAAUCACUAAUGAGCCGCCAAUCGGAAUGUGGGCGAACUUGCACAAGUCGCUGGACUGCUUCAGUCAGGAGACGCUCGAGAUGUGCAGCAAGGAGGCGGAAUUCAAAUCUAUUUUGUUCGCCCUGUGCUAUUUCCACGCUGUCGUCGCUGAGAGACGCAAAUUCGGUCCACAAGGAUGGAACAGGGUGUACCCAUUCAACUUCGGCGAUCUGACGAUCUGUGUGUACGUUUUGUACAACUACUUGGAGGCGAAUCCUCGCGUGCCCUGGGAGGACUUACGCUACCUGUUCGGAGAGAUCAUGUACGGCGGACACAUCACCGACGACUGGGACAGGCGCCUCUGUCGCACCUUCCUGCUCGAGUAUAUGCAGGCCGAAUUGGUGGACGGUGAGCUAGUUCUAGCUCCGGGCUUCAUAUCCCCGCCAAACUCAGAUUACGUCGGCUACCACGCCUACAUCGAUGACUUCCUACCAGACGAGACACCGUAUUUGUAUGGGUUACAUCCCAAUGCUGAAAUAGGAUACCUUACCACCGUAUCCGAAAGACUUUUCAGGGUGGUAUUUGAAAUGCAACCAAGAGAUACCGGAGCGCAAGCUGGAGGCGGCGCCAGUAAAGACGAACAGGUGCGAGCCAUGCUAGACGAUAUCCUGGACAGAGUACCAGAACCGUUCAAUCUACAAGAACUGAUGGGCAAAAUUGAAGAGUUGACUCCAUUCACAAUUGUUGCCAUACAGGAGUGUGAACGUAUGAACCGGCUCAUGGGAGAGAUUAGAAGGUCUUUGAAGGAGACGGAAUUGGGUCUCAAGGGAGAGCUAACCAUCAGCAGCGAUAUGGAGAACCUCAUGGAGUCACUAUUCAUGGAUCAUGUGCCAGAUGCAUGGAGCAAGUUAGCCUAUCCCAGUCUAUUGGGAUUGGCCGCUUGGUUCUCUGACCUCUGCUUGCGAUUAACUGAGCUGGAAAACUGGACUGGUGACUUUAACUUGCCGCCCGCGGUAUGGCUGGCUGGGUUCUUCAAUCCGCAGUCCUUCUUGACCGCCAUCAUGCAGCAGACGGCUCGCAAGAACGAGUGGCCUCUCGACAAAAUGUGCCUCAACUGUGACGUCACCAAGAAGAGUAGACAGGACUUCAAUGCCCCACCUCGUGAAGGCGCGAACAUCCACGGUCUUUACAUGGAGGGUGCCCGCUGGGACACCAUGACGGGCGGCAUCGUGGAGUCACGCAUGAUGGAGCUGUUCCCCAUGAUGCCAGUCAUCUUCGUCCGCGCAGUCACGCAGGACAAACAGGACACUCGCAAUGUGUACGAGUGCCCCGUCUACAAGAUUCGUAUGCGUGGGCCGACUUUCGUGUGGACGUUCAAUCUGAAGACCAAAGACAAGCCAACUCGCUGGACCCUCGCCGGAGUAGCUUUGCUGCUGGGAGUUUAAGGGUUAUAUUCACUUUAAAAUCAUAGUGUAGUGUGUUUUUGAUUCAGUGUUGUGCACGACAUAAUUAUGUGGUA
Messenger RNA from Helicoverpa zea (corn earworm), 13850 nucleotides. RefSeq names its product dynein beta chain, ciliary-like. Gene Ontology annotation, molecular function: dynein light intermediate chain binding; ATP binding; minus-end-directed microtubule motor activity. The record is from RefSeq and is a predicted model, not a curated record. The transcript has 82 exons. Lineage: Eukaryota; Metazoa; Arthropoda; Insecta; Lepidoptera; Noctuidae. Gene Ontology annotation, cellular component: dynein complex. Gene Ontology annotation, biological process: microtubule-based movement. The coding region runs from base 1 to 13776 and encodes 4591 amino acids.